CUGGGUACCUGGUACCAGUUGUGUGGCCUUGAGCAAGUGGCUGCAUAUCUCAUGUGUUUCCUCUUUUCCGGAAGAAGUGAUGGUCGUGCUGUCCCCUUGGGCUUGUGAUGGGUUCCAGUUGGGUAGUCCGUGGCAAGCACCUGGUAGAUGUGAUUCCCACCCUGGGCUGGGCACUCAGAGCCAUGGCUGACACCAUCUUCGGCAGCGGGAAUGAUCAAUGGGUUUGCCCCAACGAUCGGCAGCUGGCACUGCGAGCCAAGCUGCAGACGGGCUGGUCCGUACACACCUACCAGACAGAGAAGCAGAGGAGAAGCCAGUGCCUCAGCCCAGCAGAGAUAGAGGCCAUCCUGCAGGUCAUCCAGAGGGCUGAGCGGCUUGACGUCUUGGAGCAGCAGAGGAUUGGGCGAUUGGUGGAGCGUCUGGAGACCAUGAGGCAGAACGUGAUGGGAAAUGGCCUGUCCCAGUGUCUGCUCUGUGGAGAGGUGUUGGGCUUCCUGGGCAGCUCAUCAGUGUUCUGCAAAGACUGCAGGAAGAAAGUCUGCACCAAAUGUGGGAUCGAGGCCUCCCCUGGCCAGAAGCGGCCCCUGUGGCUGUGUAAGAUCUGCAGCGAGCAAAGAGAGGUCUGGAAGAGGUCGGGGGCCUGGUUUUACAAAGGGCUCCCCAAGUACAUCCUGCCCCUGAAGACCUCCGGCCGGGCUGAUGACUCCCACUUCCGGCCUUUGCCAGUGGAGCCGGCAGAGCGAGAGCCCAGAAGCACUGAAACUGGCCGCAUCUACACAUGGGCUCGAGGGAGAGUGGUUUCCAGCGACAGUGACAGUGACUCAGAUCUCAGCUCCUCCAGCCUAGAGGACAGACUUCCACCCGCUGGGGUCAGAGACCCAAAAGGCGACAAACUCUGGGGGGAGUCGGGUGGCAGUGUGGAGGCCCCCAGGACGAAGUUCACCCGCCCACCCAGCCUCUCCGGGAGCCAGAGCACCCCAGCCAGUGAGACCAGGGCAGGCUCUGCAGACCUGCAGGUGGGCAUCCCACCCAGGGCCGACCCCAAAGGCCCCGGCAAAAGACACACCUGGGCAAGUCCCCGCCGCUGA
Molecule: messenger RNA, 1088 nt
Organism: Carlito syrichta (Philippine tarsier)
Lineage: Eukaryota; Metazoa; Chordata; Mammalia; Primates; Tarsiidae
Gene: RPH3AL
Product: rabphilin 3A like (without C2 domains)
Exons: 9
Coding region: 108-1088 (326 amino acids)
Biological process (GO): intracellular protein transport
Molecular function (GO): small GTPase binding
Source: RefSeq, a predicted model, not a curated record